AUGUUUAGCAGACCAAGUAGUUCCGGUGCUUUUAGUAUAUUCAAUUGGAAAAAGCGAGGUCCUUCAUCUUUGACAACAGGUUUACUUAAUGAUUCAUCAGAGAUUGAAUUGUCUACAUACGGAAAAAUCCCAAGUCCAGGAAGUGAGAGCCCUUCAGAUCUCCUUAAUAGCGAAAGUGUAUAUGUAGAACCAAUUGCUGAUUUGGAUCUCUUCUUUGAAAGACUUUACUGUUACUACUGUGAGAAAGGGCUAUGGUGCAUUGUUAUAAAGUGGAUUGUUGAACUUCUAAGUCUGGGUUUCACCAUAUGCUUUUCAGGAUUUUUUUUAUUAUAUGUUGAUUGGAAUGGACUCCGUAAUGCAAAAUGUGGGAUGGAUGCAGUCGAAUCUGGAAUUAAGCCCUGUGAUCUUAGCAAAGAAGCUCUUAAUCAACACCCUUUAACCCCACUGACAUUUACCAAAGCUAUUAUUGUUGGAUACUUGGGAAUUUUUUCAAUCUAUUGGAUAUUUUGCUUUUUAAGAUUCUUUGCUCAACUAAGGGAUACUCUGGAAAUCCGUCAGUUUUACUACAACAGUCUCCAUGUUACUGACAACGAAAUUCAAACUAUGCCCUGGGCCACAGUUGUUGACAAAGUUGUUCUCGUUCAGAGUACUCGAAAACUAUGCGUGCUAAAGGAUCUUUCUGUCCAUGAUAUAGUCAUGAGACUGAUGCGGAAGGAGAACUACUUAAUCGGAAUGCUCAACAAGGGUGUGCUGGCUUUCCCCAUUUCACAAUGGUUUCCAGGUGCUGGUCCUACAGUUCAAUCUAGUCCUGAUGGAGCACAACAUCGUUUAGUACUUACCAAGACCCUUGAAUGGACUUUAAAUUGGUGCAUCCUGCAGAGCAUGUUUGAUCGGAACUUCUGUGUCAGAAGGGAUUUUGUGUCAAAUCCAAAGACAUUAAAGAAAAGGCUUAUGGUAGUUGGGUUUGCAAUGCUUUUACUCUCUCCAUUCCUGGUCAUAUUCAUGCUGGCAUAUCUAUUUCUGAAGCAUGCUGAGCAAUUUUAUAAUCAUCCAAGCACUGCAUCGUCUCGAAGAUGGUCAAAUUUGUCUAGGUGGAUGUUUAGGGAAUUCAAUGAGGUGGAUCAUCUCUUCAGGCAUCGGAUUAAUAACAGUGUAUUGCAUGCUUCUGAUUAUCUCAAGCAAUUUCCAACACCUAUCAUAUCUAUCAUUGCAAAAUUCAUAUCUUUUGUAUCCGGUGGAUUUGCUGCAGUUCUGAUAAUCAUUGCUUUUCUCGAGGAGUCUCUUCUAGAGGGUCAUAUAUUUGGUCGGAACUUGUUUUGGUAUGCUGCUGUUUUUGGAACUAUAACGGCUAUUAGCCGGGCUGCAAUUGCAAAUGAGCUUCUUGUAUUAAAUCCUGAGGGAGCAAUAUCAAUGGUGGUUCAACAUACACAUUAUAUGCCAAAGAGAUGGCGUGGCAAAGAAAUUACCGAACUGGUUCGCAUUGAGUUUGAAACCUUAUUCCAGUAUACUGGAAUGAUGUUACUUGAGGAUAUGGCUUCAAUUUUCCUCACUCCAUAUUUACUUCUAUUUGUUGUCCCAAAGCGAGUUGAUGAUAUCUUGCAGUACAUUGCUGAUUUCACUGUAAAUGUCGAAGGUGUUGGGCAUGUUUGCAGUUUAAGCACCUUUGAUUUUCAAGAGCAUGGGAACACUCAUUACGGUUCCCCAUACAAUGCCCCUCGUAGCCGGAGAAGUUCACAAGGAAAGAUGGAGAAAUCGUUGUUGAGCUUUCAGAGUAGUUACCCAUCAUGGGAACCAAAUGCUCAGGGGAAGCAGUUUUUUCUAAAUCUAAGAACAUUCAGAGAGCAGAAGUUAUCAGUAAAUGGAAACAGACACAGAUCUUCAUCUUCUAGAAUGUGGAGGGGUAGUCCCAAUAUGGGAGACAAUGGAGACAGAAACAGGUUUCCAUCUGGGGAAAUGCCAUACAGUACUCUUGUAACCGGCAAUCACUUGGGUUCUUUGUGGCUGAUUGAAGCCAACCAGAACAAUCACCCCUAUCUUCUUGAUUGGUACUACACGUCUCAACCUCAUGAAGCAACUUUGAGUGAUGUUUCAUUAGAACCAUAUGGAGUAACAGAACAUUAUUCCAGAGACUAUUCAAUGCCCUCCAACUUGCAACAGAACGAACCCAAGUAUGAAGAGUACUCAAACGAGUUCCAUGAGGAACGGGCUGGAUCUCAUCUUGGGGCUUCCACAUCAGCUCCCAUCUUCAGGGAGAGCCUUAUUCAGGAUCAAAAUUAUAAUGAACUUCCCCAAGCUACUAGAAGCCAAUGGUGGGCAAGAAGUCGCCUACAUAGUGGAAAGGCUCAGACUAGCUUCUUUGAGCCUCCAGAUUUCAAUGACCAAACAGGGUGGGCUAGAAGUCGCCUACAUAGUGGAAAGGUUCAGACAAGCUUCUUUGAGCCUCCAGAUUUCAAUGACCAAACAGGGUGGGCUAGAAAUCCCCUACAUAGUGGAAAGGCUCAGACAAGCGUCUUUGAGCCUCCAGAUUUGAAUGACCAAACAGAGUGGGCUAGAAGUCGCCUGCAUAGUGGAAAGGCUCAGACAAGCUUCUUCGAACCUCCAGAUUUCAAUGACCAAAAGGCAUAUAAUUAUCAUGACAAGUUUUCUGAUAGAGGUGCCGAGGAUCAAGAUCAAGAACAACACUCUUACUGGAGAGAUCAUCGGAACAAGUUAUCUAGCCCAGCACUGACUGAUGACUUAGAGGCAGGGGAAUUUAAUCUACAUUUUGGUGAUAUAUAUAGCAGACCUCCAGAAACCCCUAAUGCAAGCUUUUGA
This is a messenger RNA of Lathyrus sativus (Indian pea), 2814 nucleotides long. Lineage: Eukaryota; Viridiplantae; Streptophyta; Magnoliopsida; Fabales; Fabaceae. The record is from the annotation of a GenBank genome assembly.